AAAAUGAAAUAUAUUUAAAAUUCGCGGCGUAUACUGAAGAUUAGAUUGACAACAUAACCUCUGAACUUAAUAUUGGAUUGAAGUGAAUUUAUAUCAAAAACACAAUGUCGAUAUUAAUAUUAAGAUCUUUAGUGUCGUUAAACAGAACUUCUAAUAAUGUUCUCAUGAAGUUUAGGUACAUAAGUACAUCAAAGACUUUAUAUGAGUCAGUUUUACCAAAGCAAGCUAAGAAAAUAAAAAAGAAGUCACCAAUAACAUGGAAAAGCUUGACAGUCUCAAGUCUCAUCGGCACUAGUCUUUUGUUAUAUAUGUAUUACUUGAGAAAGGAAAAAGACUUGACUCUAGCACGAGAAAGGAAACGACAAUUGGGCAAAGCUAAAAUUGGUGGUAGUUUUGAGCUAAUAGAUACAAAAGGAAAAACAGUAAAGUCCAGUGAUUUCCUAGGACAAUGGUUACUGAUAUAUUUUGGAUUUACUCACUGUCCAGAUGUUUGUCCUGAUGAAAUUGAAAAGAUGACAAAUGUAGUGAAUAAGCUUGAGAAAGAAUUCAAUUUCAAGAUUCAACCAGUUUUCAUAUCGGUAGAUCCAGACAGAGACACACCUGUUAUUGUUGAAAAGUAUCUCAAAGAAUUUUCUGAUAAGAUCAUUGGUCUCACUGGUAAUACAGAACAGGUUGCAAAAGCAUGCAAGGCAUACAGAGUUUAUUUUAGCAGCGGCCCUAAAGAUCAAGAUGAUGAUUAUAUUGUGGAUCACACAAUUAUCAUAUACUUAGUCGAUCCAGAAGGUUUGUUUGUUGAUUAUUAUGGACAAACACAUGAUGUUGAUAAGAUUAUGACCAGUAUUCUUAUAAAUAAGUCAAAGUAUGAUCAAUUAAGUGGUAACUCCUCUUCCUGGUUGCCAUCAUUUUCGAUUAAAGGAGUGUUAUAAGCAUCCCAAUUCAUUCCUACACACAGUAAAUUUUUAUGUUAAUAUGUAGUCAAUUAGUGCUUGUGUAGCUGUACAUUAAUAUUAUAUAUAUGUUUAUAUACAAAAUACAUAAUAUAUAUAACAUUGUAUAA
Messenger RNA from Odontomachus brunneus, 1057 nucleotides. RefSeq names its product protein SCO1 homolog, mitochondrial (gene Scox). Gene Ontology annotation, biological process: mitochondrial respiratory chain complex IV assembly; intracellular copper ion homeostasis. NCBI's taxonomy places the organism in Eukaryota, Metazoa, Arthropoda, Insecta, Hymenoptera, Formicidae. Gene Ontology annotation, molecular function: copper chaperone activity; copper ion binding. The transcript has 4 exons. Gene Ontology annotation, cellular component: mitochondrial inner membrane. The coding region runs from base 105 to 926 and encodes 273 amino acids. The record is from RefSeq and is a predicted model, not a curated record.